GUACGCGUAUCCUUAGAAACUAUCUCUGUGAUCACUUGUUGUGUGUGUGUGGGUGGGUGUAGAUGUGUGGCUUCUGUAAUCAUCAUGCAUCUCUGUGUGAGUGUCAAUGGCUGCUCUAUUAUGUGGUGGGCUCUGUUACCUCAUUAGGUCACAGUGGGGAGUAUUUAGAGCAUCUCUUUGUGACAGUUUCUCUGUGUCUUUGUCUGCAAAGCUUCAAAUUCUGCAGCUACUGUUCGUCCAUUGCAGCUCUAGCCAAGAACACAUCGAAGCAACUCUGUUAUUCAAGAGUGCAUCUCUAACAGCUGUAGUUAGCUGGCAAGGAUGAUUCUAUUAUUACGUCCAAUCGUUUUGUUGGUUCUCUUUGCAUGUACUCUGACCUCUGCGGACGAGGGAGAGCCAUGCCCGUUGCUAAUGGCAACAGGUGCCUCGGAGGAAGACAAGACUGGAUGCUAUAUUGUUAACCUUCGUGAUGACAUGUCAGGCGAUAGUUUCCAGAGCACUCUACGAAGAGUGGCCCAACUCAGUGACAACCAGCAGAUAAUCACCUCCGGACAGGGUGUGGCUAACUUCGUGGCAGUGAAGGUGUCCGACUAUUCACUGGCGGCAAUACGGCGAAUGCCCGAGGUGGCCUAUAUAGAGGAGGAGACGAUGGCUCAUGGUGAUCAGAUACCAUGGCACCUCGACCGUAUAGACCAGCAAACCUCCACCUUCGACUCUCGCUAUAACCCGCCCACUGACGGCCGUGGUGUCGACAUCUACAUCCUAGACUCUGGUAUACGGUAUGAUCACGCUGAAUUCGAAUACGAUGCCAAAUACGCCGGCUACGAUCCAACCGAUGCUUUUGAGCGGACUUCAAGAUUGGGCUCUGAUUGCCAUGGACACGGAACGCAUGUAUCCAGUUUAGCAGGUGGCAGGACAUUCGGUGUAGCUAAAGGAGCGCAGAUAUACGCUGUUCGUGUUUUGGAUUGUACUAACGCCGGGCCUUGGAGCGUGGUUUUGGACGGGCUGGAUUUCGUUGCCAGGGUGAUUGGAGAGCGGAAACGACCUGCCGUUGUGUCCAUGUCACUCGGUGGUGGGUACACUCGCUCCGUCAAUGAUGCAAUACAGAGAAUGUAUAAUCAAGGAAUUCACGUCGUGGUUGCUGCUGGUAACGGCUUCGAAGAUGCCUGCGGUCGCAGUCCUGCUAGCAGUCCAUAUGCCACCACUGUGGGGGGUAGUGCUCGGGGCGAUGACAUAUAUUUUGCCACGAAUUUUGGUCGUUGUGUUGACAUAUUUGCCCCGGGGUCAGUUAUAGAGGGCGCUGAUCAUACGUGUACCAUAUGUACCAAGACUAUUAGCGGUACCUCGAUGUCUACUCCCAUGGUUAGCGGGGUGGUAGCCAUCUUGUUGUCACGAGAGCCGUUGUUAACUCCUAUCGAGCUGAGGCGUCGUCUUGUGGACCUGUCCGUCAAGAAUAGACUGAACUUUGGCUCCAUUCCGUUCCAGGAUCGGGGUCUGACUGCAAACAGACUGCUUCACAUUCCAGGUGACUGCGGUGGCUUGUACUCGGCGUCCAGUCUCAGUGCUAACAUUCGUUCUCCCGUCAACCGCCCGUCCAACCCCGGGCUCUACCCGCCACACGCCCACUGUACAUGGACCAUCACAGCCCAAUCUACACAAACAGUGCAGCUGGACUUCACCUCUCUGGCCAUAGAGUUCGGAUAUGACGUCAUACGUGUGUGUGAGGGCUACACUUGUCGUCCUGGCACUGUCAUAGGCACACCCUCCGAUGGUUUUACUACACAGAGACGUUACUUCUCAAUUGGUGAAGUACUAACCAUUGAGAUGAUCACUGAUGGUUUGAUUGAGUUUGCCGGGUUUCGAGCAACGUAUCGCUCAACAGGGGUAGCAGGGACUCCUGCACCACCCCCUGCUGUGACCACGCCCACUUCCUUUACACCACCACCCUCGACUGCACCUCCUCCAACAACCACACCCCCUCCUACGACAAUGCCUCCAACGACAACUGCCACCCCCACAACAGCAACAACCACGGUAGUCAUGACUACUACACCCGCUAAUUCCACCGAACCCACUGCGAUCAUCGACACUUGUACCACGGACAAUUCUCAAGUUCCAGUUCUAUUAACAGAGCUCCUUCAAGAAGCGUCCACCAUUAUCCAGCAGGCAGUGGCUGCUUCACUGGCUGGCUUUCUGGAGCAACGUGUCUUAGGACUUCUACCAGAUUAUCCUGCCGAGAAUUGUCGUCAGGUGGCACAGUUUCGGGCGGCAACCACUCGAAAAUUAACGUCCGGUAUGUAUUGGGUUCGAACGAGCAACGGCUCGGCUGUGCAGAUGUAUUGCGACCUGGAGACCCCCCAGUGUGCGUGUCGUAACCCUACCCCCGGCUGGAUGAGGGUGGCUGAUAUCGAUAUGCGUGAUACCAACCAGAAUUGCCCCCCUGGUCUUAAAUUAUGGGACAACCCCCUGAGAAGUUGCGGUCGUCUCAGCCGUAACCCCGGAUGUAGCUCGACCUUCCUAUCGACCAAUGGGAUUCCUUACAGCCGCGUGUGCGGCAAAAUUAUCGGUUAUCAAUAUUCGUCUCCAAAUGCGUUCUACGCUCAUCAAUAUGACCCGGAGGUCACGCUAGAGCAAUACUAUGUCGAUGGCGUUAGCCUUACGUACGGCUUGUCACCACGGCAACACAUAUGGACAUUUGCGGCAGCUCGUUCGGAAGUGGACGUGUCAGGUCAUAUCUGUCCUUGCAUCAACAGUGCUAAUACUCUACCAGACACGGCCAUUCCAGAGUUUAUUAAAAAUGAUUAUUUCUGCGAUACUGGAAGUUCUGAAGGCUACGAGAACGAUCGUUUCUAUAGCGACAACCCACUAUGGGAUGGGAAAGGCUGCGGACCAGCGAACUCUUGCUGUGAUAAACUUGGUACGGGUUAUUUCUGUCGUGAUCUCGGAGCCGUGACCAAUCAAGAUAUCGAGUUGAGGGUUUGUGCGAAUGAGAAUACAGAUAACGAAGACAUUCCCAUAGAGAUAGUGAAUGUGUACGUACAAUAAACUCUGAACUCUGAACCCUGACCCCUGAUUGUAAAUGUACUAUUUCCUCUGUGUUUUUUUACAGUUGCAGAUUCAUGUCAAAUUUGCUGUUCCAUUAUUAAUUUUCCUGAUAUAAUUAUGUUUGGAUAUUGUGAA
Messenger RNA from Halichondria panicea, 3180 nucleotides. RefSeq lists its product as uncharacterized. NCBI's taxonomy places the organism in Eukaryota, Metazoa, Porifera, Demospongiae, Suberitida, Halichondriidae. Gene Ontology annotation, molecular function: serine-type endopeptidase activity. Gene Ontology annotation, biological process: proteolysis. Bases 322 to 3045 code for a protein of 907 amino acids. The record is from RefSeq and is a predicted model, not a curated record. The transcript has 3 exons.